AUGACAGUCAACCAAUGCUGUGAUGAUGAAGCAGGAUUCUCAUCAGUAGUCUGGAUAAUAUUGCCUCUCUUGUCUAUCUACUCCCACUUGCUGUUUUUCCUCCUUCUCUCCUGUUCCCCUUUUCCUCCUUCUCCCCUGUUCCCCUUUUCCUCCUCCUCCCCUGUUCCCCUUUUCCUCCUUCUCCCUCUUUUCCUCUUUUUCCCCCCUGUUCCUCUUUUUCCCCCCUGUUCCUCUUUUUCUCUUUUUCCCUGUUCCUCUUUUUCCCCUUUUCUCUCUCUCCUCCCCAGAUUUGUUCAGUAUGAUACAAGGACAAAUAUUGCAAACUCAUCUCCUCCACAUUCCCCCACCCCACCAAGUUAUUAUCUUUUGCUUCCAUUAUUUCUCUCUCUCUCUCCCUCUCUCUCUCCCUCCCUCUCUCCCUCUAUCCCUCUCUCUCUCUCUCUCUCUCUCUCCCUCUCUCCCUCUCUCUCUCUCUCUCUCCUUCUCUCUCUCUCUCUCUCCCUCUCUCUCUCUCUCUCUCCCUCUGGACUGAAUUCUUCACUGGGAUCUAUCUAUCUAUCUCAGUCUAUUCGCAUGAAAGUUUAUUUCACUAUCUAUCUAUCUAUCUAUCUAUCUAUCUCAGUCUAUUCGCAUGAAAGUUUUUUUCACUAUCUAUCUAUCUCAGUCUAUUCGCAUGAAAGUUUUUUUCACUAUCUAUCUAUCUGUCUCGAAGUGCUAUCUGUCUCUGUGUGUGUAUCUUUCUCUCUCUCUCUAUUUCUCUCUCUCUCUCUAUUUUUCUCUGUUGCUUGCUCUCUCGCUCUCUCUCGCUAUCUCUCGCUCUCUCUCGCUGUCUCUCGCUCUCUCUCGCUCUCUCUCUCUCUCUCUCUCUGUCUGUCUCUCUCUCUCUGUCUCGCUGUCUGUUUCUCUCUGUAUCUCUCUCUCUCGCUGUCUGUCUCUCUCUCUCUCUGUCUCGCUGUCUGUUUCUCUCUCUGUCUCUGUCUCUCUCUGUCUCUCUCUCUCUCUCUCUCUCUCUCUCUCUCUCUCUAUCUCUGUCUGUCUCUCUCUCUAUCUCUGUCUCUCUCUCUCUCUCUCUCUCUCUCUCUCUCUAUCUCUCAGAAGAAGUGCAGGGAAAACAGCGCUAAAGGCGCGGGAGGCAGGAUGAGUGACGGCAAUUCAAGUUUUUUGCGGGCAGCAAGAGAUGGGAACUUGUCGGAAGUUUUGGAAUACCUGAAGGGCAGUACCGACAUUAAUACCAGCAAUUCAAAUGGCCUCAAUGCUCUACAUCUCGCUUCCAAGGAAGGACACAUCAACAUUGUCACAGAACUGCUCAGAAGAGGAGCAAAUGUUGAAGCAGCUACUAAGAAAGGAAAUACAGCACUUCACAUUGCAUCCCUUGCAGGACAUGAGGAAAUUGUCAAAAUCCUUGUGCAGAAUGGAGCCAAAGUCAAUGUUCAAUCCAUGACUGGGUUUACUCCAUUGUACAUGGCAGCCCAAGAGGGCCAUUCUGAAGUGGUAAAGUUUCUUCUGGAUAAUGGGGCUAGCCAGAGUCUUGCCACUGUGGAUGGUUUCACUCCCCUUGCUGUAGCAUUGCAGCAAGGACAUGACAAAGUUGUGGCGGUUUUGCUGGAGCAUGACACCAAAGGCAAAGUACGUCUCCCUGCUUUACAUAUAGCUGCCAAAAAAGAUGACAUUGGUUCUGCAAACCUCUUACUUCAAAAUGAUCACAACGCUGAUAGUACCACCAAGAGUGGUUUUACUCCAUUACAUAUUGCUGCUCAUUACGGCAAUGUUAAUGUUGGAACUCUUCUCAUCCAAAGAGGUGCAGAUGUCAACUACAAAGCUAAGAACAACAUCACUCCCCUGCACGUGGCAUCUCGCUGGGGCAAGUCAAAUAUGGUUACCCUACUUUUAGAUCAUGAAGCAGUCAUUGAAGAAAGAACUCGGGAUGGAUUGACACCAUUACAUUGUGCAGCUAGAAGUGGUCACGAAAAUGUCGUCGACCUGCUCUUGGAACGAGGAGCACCCUUCUCAGCAAAAACUAAAAAUGGGUUGACUCCUUUGCAUAUGGCUGCACAAGGCGACCAUGUUGAUUGUGCUCGAUUGCUACUUUAUCACAAAGCACCAGUUGAUGAUGUCACCGUUGACUACUUAACUCCUCUACAUGUGGCAGCCCAUUGUGGCAACGUAAAAACAGCUAAAUUACUUCUGGACAGAAAAAGUGAUCCGAAUGCAAGAGCCUUGAAUGGUUUUACCCCGUUGCACAUUGCAUGCAAGAAGAAUCGCAUCAAGGUGGUGGAACUGCUACUCAAGUACGGCGCUUCCAUUGAAGCAACGACUGAGUCUGGUCUUACCCCUCUGCAUGUUGCAUCCUUUAUGGGUCAUAUGAACAUCAGUAUCUACCUGAUACAACACAAUGCCAACCCAGACUACCCUACAGUUCGAGGAGAAACAGCAUUACACCUAGCUGCCCGGGCCAACCAAACUGACAUUAUUCGGAUCCUUCUCAGAAAUGGAGCCACAGUAGAUGCAAAAGCAAGAGAACAACAAACUCCAUUGCAUAUCGCUGCCCGACUUGGUAACGUAGACAAUGUGGUUCUACUUUUGCAACAUGGCGCUAGUCCAAAUGCUACCACUAAGGACCUGUAUACUCCACUACAUAUUGCUGCCAAAGAGGGACAUGAAGAAGUUGCUGCUGCACUAUUAGAUCAAGGUGCUGACCAUAGCCUUACAACUAAGAAGGGUUUCACCCCACUGCACAUCGCAGCAAAGUAUGGAAACAUCAAAGUUGCUCGCUUGUUGCUGUUGAAGGAUGCUGACCCAGACGUUCAAGGCAAAAAUGGUCUGACCCCUCUCCAUGUUGCCACUCACUACAACCAUGUCAAUGUUGCUUUACUUCUACUUGAUAACAAAGCUUCACCACACGCAGUCGCAAAGAAUGGCUACACACCACUUCACAUUGCUGCAAAGAAAAAUCAGAUGGACAUUGCAACUACACUUCUGGAAUUUGGUGCAAAACCAAAUGCAGAAUCCAAGAAUGGAUUCACACCUCUUCACUUGGCCUCACAAGAAGGUCAUACUGAUAUGGUCUCAUUACUUUUGGAACAUAAUGCAAAUGUCAAUGCUCAAGCUUCAAAUGGAUUGGCUCCAAUUCACCUUGCUGCCCAAGAAGACAAAGUCAAUGUGGCAGAAGUUUUGGUUAAAUUUGGUUCUGAAAUUGACCCUCAAACAAAGGCUGGCUACACUCCACUCCACACAGCCUGCCAUUUUGGUCAAACCAAUAUGGUUCGAUUCCUAUUGGACCAUAAUGCAUCAGUCAGCUCAACUACAAAGUUGGGAUAUACACCUUUACACCAAGCUGCUCAGCAAGGCCAUGUCAUGGUCAUAAACUUGCUGUUGAAGAACAAAGCUUCUCCCAACGCAGUUACCAAUAACGGCCAAACAGCUCUGUCCAUUGCUCAACGCCUGGGCUACAUUUCGGUGGUUGAUACCCUAAAAACUAUAACAGAGGUGACGGAGACUUUGCCAACCAGUGAAGACAAAUACAAAGUGGUAGCACCUGAAACAAUGCAAGAAACGAUGCUCUCAGAUUCGGAAGAUGAAGGUGAAGACAGCAUCUCCAUUGAGAAGGGUGAUAUUACAUCUCCACUCGAUCUAUCUUUUGACAAGGACUUACAUAAAGUCCGGAAUGCUUCUGAAGACACCAGAGGCCGCAUCAUAAGUGACAUUGGUGCUGGCAUGGAAUACCCUACCUACUUGGAGAAGGGCCCUGAUUAUGAGGCUGAAAUGAUGUACUAUAGUGGAGAUGUUUUGUCACCCCAGGAAAAGGACCACCAUGGUCAUGACAGUGUUUUCGCUGGUGGAUUUUCAACUCUUGACGGACUAUCCACAUCAUUUGACAGAGACCGGAUAUCUACCCUUGAUUCCACUUUCGAUAAAGAUUCUAUUCAUCAAGUUGAGCCAGUUGAACAAAUUUUCGUGCAAAAUAUUGGCUCAUCAUUAGCGCCCAGGGAAACGGGCAGUCAAAUGGAUGAUGACCUGAACUAUGUUGAUGACACACAGGCUUCAUCCUCAAAGAAAGGAGAUUUGUUUGGUGAAGACAUUUAUGCCAGAGGGUCAUUUCGCUAUGGCCGAGGAAGCAUGCCAUCAUAUCGUGAACCAUUGGUCAAUUCAGAAGUGGCUAUGCCAGUGGAGUCAGUUGUGUACCAGGGAGAAUUAACUGGUAGUAUAGCCACUGACACUGGGAGCGAUUACAAAUUUCCACCAGAUGAUUCCAUACCAAUUUCAACGAAGCAACAAGAUUAUCUGGACCAUCAAGUAAUGAGUCAUACAUUUGCCAGUCAUCCUGAAAAUAGAUACUUGAACAACACUAUGGACAAUUCCCGCUACAGCUCUUACAGUGGUUCUUCAUUUAACACCAGUUUUGAUCCUGACAAUGUGGCUGUUGAUCGCACCCCAACUUAUUCUGGUUUCCUGGUCAGUUUUAUGGUAGAUGCCAGGGGUGGAGCAAUGCGAGGUAGUCGUCAUUCAGGUGUACGAAUCAUCAUCCCUCCUCGCAAAGCUUACAUGCCCACAAGAGUGACUUGCAAAUUAAUUAAACGAGAGAAAUUAAGCCAUCCACCUCCUCUUAAUGAAGGUGAGGCUUUGGCAAGUCGCAUCCUGGAAAUGGGACCAGUUGGAGUCAAGUUCCUUGGCCCCGUCAUUAUUGAAGUGCCACAUUUUGCAUCCCUCCGUGGCAAAGAACGUGAGAUUGUCAUCAUUCGCUGUGAUGAUGGAGAAAAAUGGACGGAACAUCCCAUGCAAGCUACAGAAGAAGCUGUCAACGAGACACUCAAUGGAAGUUUUGAAGGUCAAAAUGCAUCAGUGUCAAGUCUGUGGAAGCUGGACCAAGAAGAGGAACUCACUGCUAAGAGAAUCACUCGUAUUCUGACAACAGAUUUUCCAAUGUACUUUGCUAUUGUAACACGUAUACGCCAAGAAAAUCAAACAAUUGGUUCUGAAGGUGGAAUGCUCAGUUCUACUGUUGUUCCACAAGUUCAGACAAUUUUCCCCGAAGGAGCCCUCACUAAGAAAAUACCAGUUGGCCUUCAGGCUCAACCGAUUGCUCCAGAGUUAGUGGCCAAGAUGCUUGGUAAUCGUGUGGCUGUCAGUCCUAUAGUUACUGUGGAACCACGUCGACGUAAAUUCCACAAGCCAAUUACUUUAACCAUACCAGUUCCGAGGGCUGCCCAAAAGGGAAUGAUUAAUCAGUAUGGUGGAGAUGCACCUACACUGCGGCUGUUAUGCAGUAUUUCUGGAGGAACGACACCAGCUGUUUGGGAAGAUAUAACAGCAAGCACCCAACUUACUUUUGUCAAUGACUGUGUUUCAUUCACAACUACUGUUUCAGCCAGAUUCUGGCUGAUGGAUUGUCAAAAUGUGAACGAAGCAAGCAGAAUGGCUACUGAAUUAUAUCAAGAGGCAGUUGUUGUACCAUUCAUGGCUAAGUUUGUCAUCUUUGCAAAGCGUCACGCUCAAGAAGAGGGCAAGCUUCGAAUGUUCUGUAUGACUGAUGAUAAAGUGGACAAAACUUUAGAAAAGCAAGAAAAGUUUAUUGAAGUUGCUCGAAGCCGUGAUGUUGAGGUCUUACAAGGCCGACCACAGUAUGUGGAAAUGGCUGGCAACCUGAUCCCUGUUACCAAAUCUGGUGAUCAACUAUAUGUACAUUUCCGAGCAUUCCGAGAAAACCGCCUUCCAUGUACCGUGAAGGUGCGUGACUUGGACCAAGAACCAGCUGCUCGUGUUGCUUUCAUGAAAGAACCGAAGGUGGCCAGAGGAGAAGCUCCUCAGUCCCCAAUUUGCAACCUCAACAUUGUAUUACCUGAUGUAUCAAAGUCCGAUUCCAUGGAAAUGACUUCAGAAGAAGCCCUUGAAGUUCGAAAGCGGCAUAGUCUUCUUAGGGAACAUGGAAUUGUUCUCCAAGAUACCAUCAGCCGAGCCCAAAUGAAGAUUACUGAUGUUGCAGACACACUGCAAGGUGACUGGGUGAUGUUGGCACAACAAUUAGACAUUACCAUGUCAGAAAUUAAUAAAAUCAAAACCGAAUACAACACAGUAAACGAUCAGGCUUUGGCAAUGCUACAUCUUUGGGUGGAGAAGAACGGUGACAAAGCAUCAGGUAAUGCACUUGAAAAGGCCUUAAUAAGAAUAAGCCGUGAAGAUGUUGCUAAGAAAUGCAUGUAUGAUGUUGUGACCUUUGAGGAUGAGAUGGAAAUGGCAGCUGGCAGAGUUGCAAUGGAUCAAUCUGGCUUUGAUACCUUCAAGGAAGAAGUUGGUAUUUCUCGAGACUCUUCAAUGAAACGAGGCCUCUCACUGGAUGUUUCUUAUGAUGAACAAGACAUGAUCAAGAUGAAGAGAUCACCAGAAUCUAUGUGUUUAGCCCCUAGUAAAAUACCGGAAUCUGAAUCUGCAGAAGAAUCAGGCAGCGAUGCUGACACAGAAAAACACCGAUUAGCCAAAGUGCCUUCAGAGCCAACAUCAAGUCAUGAAGAAGAGACAGUGACAAAAAUCGUUGAUUCAAGACGUCCUGAGACAGUAUCCCCUAAAGAUACUGCUCAACAAAAGGAGAUGACUGAUCGCAAGAAAGAGGCUUUUGUCGCACUAGCUGAACAACUGGAUAGCUUGGCUGAUCAAGAGGAGAAGCUGAAACCAGUCGAAACUUUACAAGAAGAUGAAAAGAAAACAGUGAAUGAAGGCUUGAUAAUAUCUAAGGAGAAAGGGACCACCUCGGUCAGCUCAGCUAUCAAAGAAACAGUCAGCUCAGAGCCAAUCAGUAAGGAAGUGGUUGAAAAAGAAAUUAUUGAUAAAGAACAAAUAUCGCAGGUGAUGAUGGCUCCUUGUGUGGAUAUCUCGGGCUCUAGAGCUUCCAGUUCCAGCUCCAUUUCAGAGCCAGAACAGAAAGAAAUUUCACCCAGAAUUAAGACUCCUCCACCUUCACCAACUGAAGUGGUUCCACCAGAUGUAGCAGUUUAUUUUUCUUUCUCCUGUUGUCUGUCUCUCACUCUCUUUUUCUUUCUCUCUAUUUUUCUCUCUUUCCCUCUAUUUUUUUCUCUCUUUCCCUCUAUUUUUUUCUCUCUUUCCCUCUAUUUUUUUCUCUCUUUCCCUCUAUUUUUUUCUCUCUUUCCCUCUAUUUUUCUCUCUUUCCCUCUCUUUCUUUUUCCCUCUCUUUUUCUCUUUUUCCCUUUUUUUCUCUUUUUCCUCUAUUUUUUUCUCUCUUUUUCCUUUCCCUCUAUUUUUCUCUUUUCCUCUCUUUUCUUUUUCUCUCUUUUUCUCUCUUUCCCUCUCCUUCCCUACCUCCUUCCGCUGUUCUCUCCUUCCCUACCUCCCUCCGCCUUUCUCUCCUUCCCUUUCUCCUCUCAUAUAUUUAUAAAGUAA
This is a messenger RNA of Acanthosepion pharaonis, 7389 nucleotides long. Lineage: Eukaryota; Metazoa; Mollusca; Cephalopoda; Sepiida; Sepiidae. The record is from the annotation of a GenBank genome assembly.